Messenger RNA from Rhodamnia argentea, 2038 nucleotides. RefSeq names its product (R)-mandelonitrile lyase-like. Bases 337 to 1953 code for a protein of 538 amino acids. NCBI's taxonomy places the organism in Eukaryota, Viridiplantae, Streptophyta, Magnoliopsida, Myrtales, Myrtaceae. Gene Ontology annotation, molecular function: oxidoreductase activity, acting on CH-OH group of donors; flavin adenine dinucleotide binding. The transcript is spliced from 4 exons. The record is from RefSeq and is a predicted model, not a curated record.
CUCCUGCACAAAAACACUAUCAUUGUGUUUCUGUCUUCAGCACAAGUGAGGCAGGACUGUACAUUAAGUAUGCAGAUACAUGAAAAGCGCAUUGAUUAAAGAAUACAGAGUGGAGGAAACUCAUCACAGAAGCGAAAUCAUUAGUUUGCCAAAAGAAUAGGAGCGAAUCAUUGGUCCAACCAUGUGUACGCAGGCGACAACAAAGCAAGGAAAAUGCCAUCGAUUAGAUUACACCAAUAGCGCGUAGAUACUUGAUUAAGAGGGAGACGAGCUGUUAGAACUAAUAAAUGUGUCCCUUCUUCCUCCCUUUCAGCCAGAUCUGGGGAAGGACCAAACAUGGCGAUUCUGCAUAAAACUCAGCUGCUUUCAUUAAGAUCGAUCCUUUUACUUCAGAUUUUAUCUUCAUUUCCUUGUACACCGUGCCAAGGAAACAGGCCACCUUACAUGACUUCGGACCUCAAAGAAGUCUCUGGCAAGUCAUUCGAUUACAUUAUUGUCGGGGGAGGAACUGCAGGAUGUCCUCUAGCCGCGACUCUCUCUGAGAAAUUCUCGGUACUGUUGGUCGAGCGUGGUGGAUCGCCUUACGGGAACCCCCUGGUCAUGGAUAGGAAAUACUAUGGUUUCUCGCUGCUCAAUACCGAUGAGUAUUCGUCGGUGGCACAGAGCUUCAUCUCCACAGAAGGGGUUCCAAAUCACAGAGGACGGGUACUAGGAGGAUCCUCCGCGAUUAAUGGUGGUUUCUUCAGCAGAGCAAAUGCUGAUUUUGUCAAAAGAGUCGGAUGGGACGUAGAGCAAGUAGAGGAUGCAUACAGAUGGGUGGAGUCGAGAGUGGUUUUCCAGCCGGAGUUGACCCCAUGGCAGUUUGUCGCCGAGUUCGGAUUCCUUGAAGCGGGAAUUUUCCCGUAUAACGGCUAUACGCUGGAACAUCUCGAAGGAACAAAGAUUGGAGGAAGCGUGUUCGAUAAUUACGGAACCAGACAUACAUCGGCCGAUCUCCUUGAGGCAGGGCAUACAGAAAACUUGACCGUGCUCUUAAAUUCAACCGUGAGGAAUCUCCUCUUCUGCAAUCAAAGUGAUAACAAUGAGACCCGGGGGAUGGAUUGUGGCAUUGCGUUCAUCAAGAGCGAUGGGAGCUUGGAAGAAUCAUACGAAGCUUACCUCAAUCGCGCAAAUGAUUCGACAUUGUUCAGUGAAGUCAUUUUAGCUGCAGGUUCACUAGGGAGUCCCCAAAUCCUGUUACUUAGCGGAAUCGGUCCUCCUAAGCAUCUCAAGAAGUUCAACAUCUCGUUACUGAGUGGCCUCAGGGGAGUGGGACGGGGAAUGCAAGAUAAUCCGUGCGUUGCGCUCCUCGCAGAUGCCAAACCACAGAAUCGGCUGCCCGAGCCGCCCGUAGUUGCUGGCAUAGCCCAUGAUCUCAAAUUCAUCAUCGAAGCGGGAAUCCUCCCCGUAAGUCACAACUCGACGAGGAUGCCGGUUGCUGUCAAGUAUGCCUUCCCAGCAUCAAGAGGGAGGCUGAAACUGAACAGCACGGACCCGAGGAAGAACCCUACAGUGACAUUCAACUACCUGUCCAAGGAAGAGGACAUGAAGGCAUGCACAGAGAUGGCGCAGCUGCUCCAGAGAGUCGUGAGGUCUCAGGCCGUCUCUGUUUUCCUGGGGGUCGAACACAAGGAAGAAGAAUUGUCGGGAGGAGAAGAGCUCGCGAAGUACUGCAAGCAGAACGUGCGGACAUUCUACCACUACCACGGCGGUUGCGGGGUGGGUUCGGUGGUCGAUGAGGAGUACAGAGUCUACGGCGUGACGGGAUUGAGGGUGGUAGACGGGUCGACAUUCCUGGAAUCGCCCGGGACAAAUCCAAUGGCUACGCUAAUGAUGUUAGGAAGAUACCAGGGCAUCAGAAUUCUAAGAGAAAGAGGACAUUUGGGUGCCUCCACCACCCUAGAUCAUCCCUAGCAAACUCUCUAUGCGCAAUUAAUCCCAUGUCAAGUUGACAACUUUAUGUAACUUUCUUGAUGCAAAAUCUUGAUCUGAAGGUGCA